Molecule: messenger RNA, 2946 nt
Organism: Canariomyces notabilis
Lineage: Eukaryota; Fungi; Ascomycota; Sordariomycetes; Sordariales; Chaetomiaceae
Exons: 6
Coding region: 215-2836 (873 amino acids)
Source: RefSeq, a predicted model, not a curated record
GCCGAAUGCUAGUCAAGCUACCGUGGAUCUCACUGCCGUCGACCGCACUACUGUGGAUCUCACCACUGCUGUAAAUCACUUCAACCACACAGCAAGUACUGGUUCGGUAAAAAGCGAUACUGCCAUCAGCAGCGAAUCACCCGGUGGCUCAGCACAAACUCCAGCCGCCCCGGCUCCAGCGGAUCAGCAGGCGGCAUCGAAACCAGUUUUCAAGAUGAAGCGCAGUGGGGACGCCAUCUACCCUGUCACUCCCGUAUCAUACCCGCCAGGUCCAACAGCUAUUAAGCCGACCGUAGUAACCCUCACCCCCGAUGUCGACUCGCAGUCGGAGCCGGAGCCGGAGCCGGAGCCAGCAAAAAUCAUCAGCGACCUGUCUCUACCUGGCCCCCAAUCUACUCCCCAAAACCUCACAGUGCCGUCUCCUGAGAUUGAAGUUGACUUGAGUCGCUCUGCAAAGGCAUCCAGUAAGGCUGGCAAUGGAAAGGGGUACAAAUACUCUGAAGAGAGGCGAAGGAGAAUCAGUGAGCAAGUACGCCAGCGAUGGGCAUCUGGUGCGAUGGACCACGUUCACCAGAAACGGAUGGAGACCCUGAGACGGAGGGGCCAGCUUGAGACCCCCAAAAAGCCCAAACAACACCAUGCUAGAGCACGAUCCCCAUUCCUGAAGAACUUGGCACGUUCGCUUCAGAAGGGAUUUGACAGCAUGUUUGAAGCGCACUCUGAACGAGAUCGAACGUCGGCAUCCAGCCUCACUCCUUCAGACGUGAAUAUGAUGGAUCUUGACCAGACCAGGCACGAAUCCGACAGUGACGACGACUCUGAAGCGGCCGAGUGGCCCAGCGGUACACCAGAGCCAAUGGGUGACGGAGAAGACAUGUGGAGCUACCUCCAGCCUCACCUGGUUGUACACAAGGGGCCUGUGAUCCCAUCAACUGGAUGGGUCAGCCACCUCCUUAGGCUUCCUCGAGUUCGCGAACUUGACUGGAACACACCUUGGCUUGCUAUGAAUCCGUUCAAGGAUUCACAACCGAGAGAUAUCUCAGCUCUGAUCAUCCAAAUGACUGGAGAUCCUGCGCCGAGUGCGUGCAAAAGGUGCCGGGACCUGAAAGGGCCAUUUACAUCUUGCAUCAUGAUAUCACAGAAUGCCCCAACGGAACCUCUGAGGACUAUUCUUGGCUGUGCCAAUUGCUAUUACCAUGGAACGCAAAACUACUGCUCCCACAGAACCUGGAGCAACGAAAGGGCGAACGAAAUCUUGAGCGGCAGGGUUGGGAUCGCCGAAAUGGAUACAUCAACCAGCUCAGAGGAUACGGGGCAUGACGAGACUCCCGACGAGUAUGAUUCCAGCGUAAACGCCUUCCGUGGUGAGGCCAUGGAGUCUGUGACUGGCGGAACCGCCGCCGUCACACCCCCAAGCGAUUCUCCGGCCGGUUUCAAGGAGGCAGAGCCCGGUAGGCCAUAUAACAUGUGGCGAGAUAAACACGGUAAUCUUCAGGGCCUAUACGGUGCUCUACUCCCAGCUGGCUACCAGCUCGAUAAAACCGUUCCUGGCAGGCCAUGGGUUUGCCCCGUCCGCACUUGCCGGAAGGCACUCCGCAAGCCGCCGGAUCUGGGUUUCCAUUUCCGUGUUCAUUUUGCUGCGCUAUUACAUGACAACGGUGAUGGAACCUUCUCAGUGAAGGGAGUCUACAAAUCGAAAGAGAACAACGUAGGUCCGGGUGGCAAGAUUUGGUCCCCCUCGCCUCCUGUUGUGGUCUCCCGAGAGCAAGCUGCCUACCGCAACAGCUCCCUUUCGAAGGUCCAUUACCCCAGUGAUUCGGCCGAUACUCCCGAAAGCGGUGUCGAGAAGCAAACCAUGCCAGAAUCUGAAAAGGAUACGAUUAUGAAAAGUUCAGGAGACGUCUGGGCUUACAUUCGACCAUUCUUGAAGCCGAAGUUUCCGGAAAACCAGGUUCCGGAAAACCCAGUGUUAAAGCAGCUCCUGACCCUACCACGGCGGCGCGAUCCUGUGAUGAAUAACCGUCCCGGGAAGGGGGGGUUCCACGUGGGAGACAUCAGGGAUGUAAUCGCGCUGGCCAUUCAAGUCACCGGCGUACCUGUCGCGAAUGCCUGUCGCUACUGCGCACAGCAACAUGGCCCCUUUAAAGGGUGCAUAGUGCUGGGGUCCUUUGCGCCUGCAGAGGCGCGGAUGCGCUACCCAUGCUGCGGGAACUGCGCGUAUCAGGGCAAGAAGAGCAAGUGCUCACUGGUAACCUCCCGUACCGAGCAAUAUGACUUGCAAGACGCCGGAACCGCAGACGCCGGGACUUCAGACGCUGGGCGGUCUGCAAGCGAGGUCGUUGAUUCCCACGAGAACCACUUGGGAGUUGCCGGGACAGCCCGCAACGCAACCAACGGCUCAGCGAACAGACGGGCCGUACUUACUCGGGCUUCGUCUUCGUUUUCAUCGAUCCCGCGUGAGGACCUCCUCGAGAUGGAAGAGUGGGAAGUUGCUCCGGGCCGGAUCCGAGAGGUCGCGGUUGCUGAUGCCGAGAACAUCGCCUUCUCAAAAGCCUACCUUUCCACCAAUCAGGUUGUCCCUGUCUGUGAAGACGUCUCUUUUCACGUUGACACCGUCACCAGUGGCCAGACGCUCCAGCUGGAGGCAGACCCCGACAAGAUGCGGAUCUGCUCGGUCGCGACGGGCAAGGUGCGGGUCAAGAUCGGAGAGCAGCCCGAGUUUGUCAUGGGCCCGCACGGCCUGUUCAGAGUCAAACCGGGUACUGCAUGCAGCAUCAGGAACCAGAGGUACACUGAUGCGGUGAUCCAUACGACGAUGCUGGAGGGAUUUAUGUGAGGGGUGUGGAAGCGGAAUCUAGAUGGUGAUUCGGGGGGUUCGUCAAGGGGCACUGGCAUAAUCGGAAUCUCGGAUCCUCAAUCGAUAUUGGGCUCGCCGUGGUUUUUUCA